GCUUUCUUGAUUGUGGGAAUGUGCUAGUCGCAUUGAUAACACAAGGCCACACACGUAGGCGGUGAGACCAAGCUUUCCCAACACCCUCUGCUCUCUACUCGAUCUCCCGUCUCUUUCCAAUAGCGCAAUCUUGAGCUCGUCGGAGUGAUGAGUUCUUGUUCUCCUUGGAACUACUCUGACACAGACAGCUGCUGCGAUAUGCCGACAUCCGCUUUAUAUCGAGUUCCGCCAGAGGUUUGGGAACAUAUCUUUUCUCUGGUCGAACCCCUUAGACGUCGACACGGAUGGAGGAUCAUCGACACCGCUACUCUCCUUCGGUCUGCUCUGGUUUGCAAGGCGUGGCGAUUGCCUGCUCUGAGACAGCUUUAUCAUACGAUCCGCGUGCCAAAUGACUGUCUACCUUGGGCUGAAGUCGUCACGAGAGGAUUAACACUCGGCGGUCCGUCAGUUUCCAAUCUGAUAUUCGAACCCGCAGAAUGGAUAUGGGACAACCUCACGAAACCAACGACCACUCGAGUUAUAUUGGAUGGUAUCCCACUUGUGCCUCGAGUCCAGCGUCUGUCGAUUCACUCUCCCCUCGGUAUGGACGAAGCAGAUUUCGAUGCGAUCUUGGGAUGCAUGUCUGCGCUUCCCCGCCUGAAGAAGAUCGAAUGGGCUCGCACCUUUUUUCCUGCUCAGAAGAGCGGAGAAGUCGAUAUGGAUGUUUUGUUUCGCAUAGAACACAUACAACGCCUGCGCGAGAUUCUGCCCAACCUGCAGAACAUCUGGCUCGGACCGAUCCUGUCAUCUUCCGUCACAUCCACACCUAUUCCCCAGUGGAUGCGCUUGACAUCACUGGCUCUAGAAAGUGUCAGUAUAACCAAUGAGGAGCUGUAUCAUAUCCUUUGCGAUCAACACAGGCUCAGACACCUCGAUCUGAACUACACGGACUCGCUAACCCAAGCGGGAAUCGUCAACGCCCUGAAAUGUGUCAAGAAAACAUUACGCUCCCUGCGUCUUGCAGGUACAUUCAAGCCCCGUCCUGUUGGUACGCCUACUCGUGCGUUCCAACCAGUGUUGCGCGAGUUCACAGCACUUCGACUUCUUCGCACAACUCUACGGGCGCCGGCGUUUAGUGCUGCCGCACUGGUGCAUCCUCCUCCAAUUCUUCGGCGAUGGAAGGCGUGGGAUGUUAUGCCUGGUGUUGGUCCAGAUGUUGUUCGUCGCUUCAUCGAAACAAUCCCCCGGGACGCAGGUGACAGAAUCGAGUUUGUGUUCACAGUGAGAUGGGAGAGUUGGGAGACGGAGACAGAGGAGGCACGAGUGAGGAUGGCCAGACUGACACAGUCCUGCCAGGCUCGCGGAUUGAGCUUGCUUGUCGAAAAGGGCCAGUCCGCAGCUACCGGACGACCGGCUGAGGGCGAAGUUGCAAUCCGGUCGUUCAUCGGAUCAUAGUAAGAUAAUUACUGUUAUAGCAUUCAAGACCUCUUCAUACAAGUUCUAUGUUGUUGGUGGCAGUUUUCUACUGCCGUCCUCAACGCGGUGUACUUCGACUCCAG
Molecule: messenger RNA, 1538 nt
Organism: Dacryopinax primogenitus
Lineage: Eukaryota; Fungi; Basidiomycota; Dacrymycetes; Dacrymycetales; Dacrymycetaceae
Exons: 2
Coding region: 199-1434 (411 amino acids)
Source: RefSeq, a predicted model, not a curated record